CUUCACUAAUUCUGUUAAAGUUGAAACGGUUUUAUUGGCCGGCUAUUUAUGUAUUCCGUUCUAGCGUAACGACUAACGAAUUUAUUUAGCUUGUUAAAAACAAACAAUUGUGACGGUUAACGCACAUGCAUGAUAUGAUACACGCGUAAUAGCUAAUAAAUACUGUAAUAUCUUUAUAAAGUGAGUUUGCAGUGAUGACGAUGAAUCUGUCUCGAGAAUCAGCGAGCACUGAUGAGUAUUACGUGACGGCACUCCAAAUAUUUGAGUAUUGUGGUGCACAGAGCUCGGGUGCGCUGCACGUAGAAGCAUUGAUGGAUAAGUUUGCGCCCUUCGUCAAGACUAACAAGUCUGAAUACAACUUUCUAAAAUCACUAUUGGACCCGGAGCAGAGUAAUCCAGAGAUAAAUGUGACCAAACUAGCGAAGGCGCUGCACAAAUACAGCGAAAGUCAGAAGACCAAAGUGGAUCUUGAUGAGAGUUUUAACCUGAAGACUGGACAGACUCCGCAAGAUUCCGACUCGGGAAUAUCUACAGAUGGAUUCCAACUGCUAGAGGAGCUGCAGUGCGAGCUGCGCGAGAAGGCGCACCUGGCGGCGCAGCUGCGCAGCCAGCUCGAGUUCACCGACAAGCAGCACGAGGAGGCGCUCGCCACGCUCACCGCCGAGCGCGACUCGCUCAAGGCACAUCUCAACAUGUUACGCGACGAGAACAUGUCGCUAGUCCACGUGCGGCGCGACUACGAGGAGGCGUGCGAGCGGCUGUGCGGCAGCGAGCAGGCGCUGCACGACGCGCGCCGCGAACUCGACGCCGUCAAGCGGAGGGCGAGGGUGCUGCACGAACAGGUCGCAACACUAGAGACUGAGAAACUAACCCUCCAAGAGCUGCUGACGAAAUCCAAAGACGAAUGCCACCGCAUCAACGAGAUGUACGCGACGCGCCAGUCGGCCUUGCUGGAGGAGAAUGAGAACUUGAAGACUGACCACGCCGACCUCGCCGCGCGGUUGCAGGACCAGGAGGAAUUCAUGCAGCAGAUGAUUAAGGAAAAGGUGCUGUUAGAAAUGGAACUAAAGGACGUGUUCAACAAAUCUAACCAGACGCACCUGCGCAUGGACCGCUCCAUCGACAUCAGCUACACCGAGGAUCAGAUGCUCAGUGCACUGGACAGCCUUAAUGCUGACAGCAGAUUCUCUAGUGACCAUCAGAUCUUAGACGAAGAGUCAUUCGUAAAUGCGCUAAAAGAAGACCAAGGCCGUGCCACCAACAUGUCAUUGUUCGAUGAAAUACGCCUCAGUUUCUGUAACAUAUCGCGUCAUAACAUAAUUAAUAUCGAUAAAAAGACAGAAAGCAUCUGCGAUAUCGACACAUCGAUCGUAUCAUACGUAGCUGUAGGCGUUCAGACUGAAAAUAUCGACAUAAACAAACUUUGCGAUGUUAAGUCGAUGCAGACCGAUAUUGAACCGUAUGCCAAUAACAAUAACGUGCACGAUAGCUCUACGUGUCUCGAAUGCGUGAAGGCGAAUAAAUACACGGCGAAAUUGGAGAGGGACGUGAAACAAUCGCGACGUACGCUAAUGGACUUAGAAUCGGAACUGGUAAAGUAUGAAGAUAACCUGGAUGUGUUGCAAGAGAUCGUACAAGAUGGGAACGAUAGGAAUAAAAUACUACAAUCUUACGUGGACGGGUUACAGUCGAAAAUAGAUUUGCUGGAACAAUCGUGCGAGAGACAAAGGAGUAUGAUCGAUAGUUUGAUUUGUGAGAAAUGCUCCGCUGAAUGUCAAACUCAGUGUGAGCAAGUGUCGGUGUCGACGCAGGCGGACGCGCCGUGCGCGGAGUGCGAGCAGCGAAACCUCGCGGGCUCGCAGCGGAGCCUCAAGAAGUUCUUCUGGGAGUCAGUGAAGUGUCUGUUCCAAGUCUUCGCUGUGGUUUGCUUCAUGUGUGCCAUAUGCGUGUUGUAUUCGGUGUCGCGGCGGGCCGGAGUGGGAAGCGUGGGGGGGUGUGCGCGAGCCCUCCCCUGGCGCUGGCUGCAUGCACAAGACCUUAUGGACGUGCUCUUCAGGAUCGAGUAUGUCGCCGAUGUGCCGAUGUGAACACGGGUUUAUACUCCUGGAGUGAAGGUUGAAACGCGGACUCGCCGCCUCAGUGAUUUUAUCAAAUAUUUUUCAUUGACGACCAGUGAUAUUUUUAGAUACAAAAAACGGCAAAUGUAAAAUUUUAGAUGUACUGUUUCAUAAAUUGGUAUAUCAAAAAUUGUUAUAAAUUCUUUUCAAGAUAUAAAGAAGACGGUAUAUUAUUGCCCUUAGGCGGAAUGUCUGUCCACGUUUUUCUCCAUAAAGUAUAAAAACCUAAUCGAAGAUAACCCAGUUGAAAAAAGAGGCUCAAGUUUGAGACUAAUCGUAAAGCAAGCGGAUUUUGAUAAUCCCAGUAAGGCAUGCAAAUUAAAGCUGUUUUCAUUUUGACUAUAAACUUAUAUUAAAAUUGCCUAAUCCCAUUUUGAACGUAUGGUCACUGUUCCCAAGACUGACCGCACAAGCAUUACUGCCAAUUGCACUGUUGUGACCAUAUCGGGACAUUCUUGUAAUAAACAUAUUAAAUGACUAUUCCAUAAUAGGAAAAAUACUGUCUAAGGUAACUGCACCAGUAGUGGGCCAGUAAUAAUAUUAAAUACUGUAAUUCAAGGAAACUAGUCAGUGUCCCAUUAUUUUUUGUUAAUUAAAAUGCGGAACAUUUAGAUGACUAUAAGUACCUCGCAAGAUGCUAAUAUGAUGCUAAAGUAUGUGGAUAUAAUACCGCUAUUCUACAUGCUAAUGAUCUUAAAUUUUGCGCUUUCAUUACAUCUGUCUUUGCAUUUGUAAAACAGAACACCAAUGCGGUUAUAAAAUUGGUAGUGGCCAACAUUCAAAACAUUUUUGUCCUUAAUUGUUCACUGCUGGUGUAUUUACUCUAUAUUUGUUAAAUAUAUUAACUGUUACAAUAUACAUUCGUUUCCAUUGCAUUUUAACAAAUAUUUUUAUUAUACAAAGAGGUGCUUUUUCAGAGUUCACCUUCAUAAUUUUUGGAUUUUUCGGUUUCAUUAUUAUAGUAACUUAAUGAGAAUAAUGGCCUGUAUUUCGUUAAGCUUUAAGCAAUUAUUUUUAAUUUUAAAAUAUAAUAAAUAUGUAGCCAUGACGUUUUAGUGUAUUAUGGUUGUGUUUGCGGCUGUGGGCUACAACCAAAGUAUAAAAACUAGAAUUUAGACAUAUUCUACAUAUUCUCCACCUCUUAACUAUUUAAAAUUUUAAUUAAAAAUUAAUAUUAUUAAGUGAAUUUCCUACACUUUGUCCAAAGAAGUGUUUUAAAAAAAUGCUAUUAAUCAUACAAAUGUAUUUUUCGUUUUAAAUUUAACGUACUUUAGGCAUUUAGAUAUUUUAAAUGGUAAUAGUUUUACCAUAGUAUAGGGUGGAGAUAUCCUUUAUGGAUGUUUGUAUUAAUAUUUUCUAAGUAUGGCUACUUACAAAUAUUUUAGAAUAAAUGAAAAUCUUUAUAGAUCUGUAAUUUUGAAUAAUUUUUCAAAUAAUAAAAUUCCUUAUUGUUUUAAUUUUAUGCACGAUACCGCCUUACGUAUGAUUAUUUCUGUGUUUUAAAUCUCCUAAAUUGUUUUUUUUUUUUUCAUUUAAAAACGAAAUACCUAUUAGUUGAAACACCCUUUAGAAAUUUUAUGAAUGAGGUGGCAAAAUAUUGAAAUAAUAAAAUUGAAUUAAAAAAACUGAAUCUUAAAUGUACAAUUGUAAUAUUAUAUUAAUUAAUAAUUUUAACAACUAAUAAUUACUAUACAUAGGUUUGAAUCUAUGGUCAAAAUUUUGGAAAAAGAUUAACUGAAAAAUAUUGAUAAAAUUUUAAUUUGAAUUCGCGAAUCUGUAUAGUAUGACUUGAAUAACGAAACUGUAAUGUAAAGUCAAUUAACUGUUUUUUUUAUUUACCGACUAGUUUUGGGUCAUGACUCUCUUUAAGUUUUACUAAGAUUACCUUAUACUCUAAUUAAAAUAAAAGUUAGUUUCUAUCGGAAAUGUUAUUUAAAGCAAGCAUUUUAUCUACCUACAUCAUUUUGUUUGUAUCUAUAGUAAAUUUCUUUCUACUUAUAGUUUCACGUAUGUUGUUUAUUUUUAAUCUUAUAUCUAUAAACUAUUGUAUGUGUUCGCGUUACGUGGAUGUUAAUUGUAUCGUUUUUCUGUAAUUUUAUAUUUUCUAACUGCUGACAUUGGUUAUGAGAAUGUGUUAAUUCGUGUGCCUUUUUUAAAACUUUAUUAUGUGGGCGUACAAAAUAUUAAUCUACUUUACAUGUAAAUAGUGAAAUGUUAUUGAUUUUCAUAUUUACUUUUAAUUAGUGGUAGUGUAAGCUGACUCAGUCAACACCUUUAUGCAUCAGUCAAAGAAAGCUAUAGUAAUAUUAGUAACAAAAAAUCUGAAUAUGAUUAUUCUAUACAUAUGAGUACCCAAUAUUGCCAAGUUAGAGGUCUUUUAGUUAUUAUAUUGAGUUCUUUAGUCGUGCGCCCAUAAAACAAUUCUGUGAUAGUCUAGUGCCAGUGAAGUAAAAGUUAGUUAGCGUUUAACAGAAUAGACUAAUUAAUACUAGAAUAUGUAAAAAAGAUUUAGCUGUUUGGAAAUUUGUAAUCAAAAUUUACCAUAUUUUAUCUGUACAUUGUAUUAAAAUGUACGCUGCGUUAGUCAAUAGUAUAUGUAAGAUGUUAUGAUGGCAGCUUAGGUUUUUGUGUAUACAUUGAUUCGUUAAUAACUUAAAAGCUAUUGGAUCAUUUCUUUUCACUGAAUUAUUCUAUUUCAAAUGUUAGCAACAUUGCGACAUAAAUAGAUCCAAGUAUUUAUAUUUUAACCACUAAUUUAGUGUAGUUUUUAUUGAAAUGAUACCUGUUUUAUGCAACACCCUUUGAAUGUAUUUUAAAAUUAGUCUAAAAAUACAACAUUUAAAGGUUUUAACUUGGAAAAAAGGCUUAAAUAAUUCGAUAUUUUACUUGAGAAACAUAAUGAAUCAAUGUUUAAUGAAAAUAUAUUUUAAUGAAGACUAACAUAGCAUUUAUUACGCAUUUAUUUUAAGUUAGUACAAAAUGUUAAUGAACGUUUUUGUAUACAAUUUCCUAGUAUUACUAUAAUCUCGCGUUGACAUUCUGGUAUAUUUUGUUAGUGUAUAAUUUUCAAUGUAUCACCUAUUGUUAGUAAAAUAAAUAGAUAUUGCAAUA
Manduca sexta (tobacco hornworm) is the source of this 5228-nucleotide messenger RNA. Its product is annotated as myosin-11. Lineage: Eukaryota; Metazoa; Arthropoda; Insecta; Lepidoptera; Sphingidae. The record is from RefSeq and is a predicted model, not a curated record. The transcript has 11 exons. The coding region runs from base 195 to 2087 and encodes 630 amino acids.